Centropristis striata (black sea bass) is the source of this 4503-nucleotide messenger RNA. It is a transcript of the gene nek10, whose product is annotated as NIMA-related kinase 10. Gene Ontology annotation, molecular function: ATP binding; protein kinase activity; protein binding. The record is from RefSeq and is a predicted model, not a curated record. The transcript has 36 exons. NCBI's taxonomy places the organism in Eukaryota, Metazoa, Chordata, Actinopteri, Perciformes, Serranidae. Bases 218 to 3406 code for a protein of 1062 amino acids. Gene Ontology annotation, biological process: protein phosphorylation.
UGCUCACCUGGAUUGGUUAAAAAUGUCGUAAAACUAAACAUUGUUGCUUCUUAUUUGCUAAUGUAAGGGCGUCUACUGUUUCAAGAACAAAACUAUGUCGUCUAUAUUCGCCACAGAGGAAAUUUAAUGAAGCCAAAUUCCUAUAACGAUGUAGUUUGCGAUGCUGAAGGAAGGUUGAACCUCAGGUCACUCAUGGAAGCAAAGGGGAACGUUGAAAAUGUCCAAUCCAGUUAAAAAAGUCAGACAAGGAGAAAAAUCCAGAGGAUUCCAGAGCAGCCAGCUGUUUUCCAGGGCAUCUCAUGAUCUCAGGAGGCUCCAGUCGCUGCUUGCCAGAGGCAUUCCCAGACAAGAGGUGGCAGCUCUGAGUCACGGUAAAGCAUGCAGCACUGGAGUCAGCAGAUCUCAUCGCCACCAUCCUCCAAAAGACACCAACAGACAGAGGAAUGAGAGCGACAUCAGCAGUGAAGCCUCUGAACUGGAAAAAUUCAGCAUCACAUACAGAGACCAAAGAUGCUUCAGCAGUCACCCACUGCAUAAACUCUUCUCAGACAUCCUUGAGUCUUUAGUCAAGAACAGACUCUGCAGUGACUGGAUUGACCAUGCACUGCCUGAAUCUGCCCUUAGAGUUCUGAUCUGCCUACGAUUAUUGAUCAGAGAUCCCCACCAUCAGAAAAUCCUGCAUCAGCUCCAAGGCAUCAAUUUACUUGCAAGGUAUAUGGAGCAUGUCACUGCCAUGUACAUAUCAUGCGGGGAACAGGCGUUUGCUGUGCAGAAGCUGGUCACAAUGACCUACAUGUUUCAGAAGCUGUCUGCCGCUGACGAUCAAAGGGCCUGGGUCAUCAAGAGCGGCGCUCACAGGACUCUGGUGAAGCUCCUCUCCACAACAGACAGCAGCGUGCUGCUGGGAGCCCUGCUGGCACUCACCACAAUGGCUGAGAGCCCAGAAUGCAAGGACGAGAUUGGCGAGCUACCCAUAGUGGAGAACCUACUAAUAAUACUCCAGGAGUACGACCUGCUGUCAAAGAGGAUGAGUGCGGAGCUGCUGAGGCUGCUGUCCCUGGUGUGGCAGGUGAGGGACCAGGUGAGGGAGCUGGAGGGUCUGCCGGUGCUGCUGAGCCUGCUGUAUGGACAUCACCUGAAGCUGCUGUGGAGCGUCGCCUGGAUCCUGGUCCAGCUCUGCGAGAACCCAGAUAUCAGGACGGAAAUCCGGAGAUGGGGUGGGGUGCAGCAGCUUCUCCGGCUGCUCCACAGUGACAGGCAGUACAUCUCUGACCGCUCGUCCAUCGAGACGCUUUCCAGCGCUAACGCAGCGGGCCGCAUCCACAGAGAGCACAUCAGAGAGGAGCUCAGCCCGCAGGAGGAGGGGGACAACACCAUGGCCCUGCAGUCAGCCUGCUGCACAGUUCUCACUGAGCUAAGUCUGGAUGACACAUCUGCUCACCACAUUGUGCAGGAAAAUGGGGUUUAUAUUAUCGCAAAGUUGAUUUUACCACACAACUCUGGAUCAAAAGUCACAUCUUUACAGUGCUAUGCAUUCCGGGCCCUUCGAUUUCUCUUUAGCAUGGAAAGAAACAGACAUCUGUUUAAGAGACUGUUUCCCACAGACCUCUUUGAGCUGUUUAUUGAUGUUGGACAUUAUGUGCGGGACCUCGCAGCCUACGAGGGACUGCAAACUAAAGUUUCAGUCUACGCUGAAGAUGAACUGGAAAGUCUGCGAGAGAGUAUUGAGACUGUGGACCAGAACCGACCUCCCCUUAAAGUCAUCAAUGGUUACUCCAUACUGGACCAUCUGGGCACCGGUGCCUUUGGAAGCGUGUUUAAGGUCCGGAAGCAGAUCGGUCAGAACCUCCUGGCUCUGAAGGAGGUGAACCUGCAUAACCCGGCGUUUGGCAAAGACAAGAAGUCCAGAGACAGCAACGUGGAGAAAAUCAUCUCCGAGCUCACGAUCGUCAAAGAACAGAUGACUCAUCCAAACAUUGUUAAAUAUUACAAGACGUUUCUGGAAGGCGACAAGCUAUACAUCGUGAUGGAGCUGAUCGAGGGAGUGCCGCUGGCUGAACACUUUAACUCUCUGAAGGAGAAGCAGCAGAAGUUCACCGAAGACAGAAUUUGGAAUAUAUUCAUUCAGAUGUGUCUGGCACUGAGGUACCUGCACAAGGAAAAGAGAAUAGUUCAUCGUGACCUCUCACCAAACAACAUAAUGCUGGGGGAAAAGGACAAAGUCACAAUCACUGAUUUCGGCCUCGCGAAGCAGAAACAGGAGAACAGCAAGCUGACGUCAGUAGUCGGCACCAUCCUUUACUCCUGUCCAGAGGUGGUGAAGAACGAGCCAUAUGGAGAGAAAGCUGACGUCUGGGCUUUGGGCUGCAUCCUCUACCAGAUGGCCACUUUACAGCCUCCGUUCUACAGCAGCAACAUGCUGUCACUGGCCAGCAAGAUCGUUGAGGCUGUCUACGAGCCGAUUGAAGAAGGAGCUUUUUCAGAAAGAGUCACAGACAUGAUCAGAUGGUGUUUGAGUCCAGAUUCAGACCAGCGGCCAGACAUCGUGGCCCUCAGCUCCAGGAUCUCUGACCUCAUGAUGAGGCUGAUGGAUGGCCUCUACACGUCCCAGAAUGCACUGGAAAGACGAGCAGACAGAGACAGAAAACGAGCGCAGAAGUACUUCCUGGAGAGGCACAAAAGCAGGACGGACUGCUGCCACUCAGACUUCUUUCAGGAAAAAAACUCAAUGAAGACUGAAACUUCAACUCCACGCUCUCCUGCAGCCUGCAGCUCAAACCACAGCGAGCAGAACAUCAGUCAAGAUGAUGCCUCAGAUGGUGAUGCUGAACCAUGUGACAUCGACACCACUGCCUUGAAAGGAAAGGGAUUUAAGUCCCCUGCUUGUGUUACACCCGAACAAAUUCAUUCUGGUGGGGAUUAUGCUGCUGCAAAGAUUAAACCGAGACCAGCGUCAGCAGGGCUCUGUGUCUCUCAGAAGAAGGUUCGGCAGAUCGAUGAUCCUAUUCAGAGGCUCCUCAUGCAGCUGCACAAAAUAAUCUACAUCACUCAGCUUCCACCAGCUCCGCACCACGACAUCAAACGACGAGUUAUCGAAAGAUUCAAAAAGUCUCUGUUCCACUUUGGGAGCGAUCCACACAACCUGAAAGUGGAGCUGAGCAAGCUCCUCCAGGCCUCUGCAGAACUGAUGGAGUUCAGCUCCACCAGUUCAGACUGGUGGCCUCUGGUCCACCACUUCACAGGAGACCCUCACACUGCUGACAGCACAGGUGAAGGGAAUAUCAAAGACGGAGUCACCUAUCAGCAGAUGCAGGGGAUCAUAGAGGAGCUGCUGGAGGAGAACAGCUACUAUAAAGCAACACACUGCAGGGCAGCAGAGAAAAGAAGUGACCUAGAAAACAAGUGACCAUCGUCUUUAUUCAUCCUCAGUUGUCACAGAGGAGGCUAAGAAAAAAACAUUUGCCUCAGCACAAAUGUAAUUAACCUUAAUUAAAAUCCUCUUUACACAUAAUUCAUGACAUAUUUGUAACAACUAAACUAACAUUUCCACUGUUGUCUUCCUGCAACAAGUUAAGUCUUGUAAGAAUGAGAUUCUUGGUUCAUUGGGGGGGAUUUUUCGUUGGUUAGUUUGUCGGUUGUCGGUCUAUUUACAGGCUUUUUUUUUGUCUGCACCUGUUAAUAAUAACUCACCUUGGAAAUCAGGAAAACUUGGACACAAAAAAAUAGGUUGAAAUUCCCCUUUAAUUUUCUGUCAAGCGACUGAUCGUUGCAGCUCUACAGCAGACACUUCAUUGGUUCUGUUUAACUCUCCUAACACAACAUAUGCUAAUUGCACGUACUUGUAAUGAAGAUUGCAGCUGAUUUAUGUGUAUUUCUGCCAGUUCAGCUCAUUAGAAGCUUCUCAUAUCAAAGUGAACUGGCCUGUCACUUGUAACAUUCAUUCACACACAGAAAAAACAACUGACUUCAGCUCCAACACUAUCCAGAGCUUUUUAUCUGCUUGUGUGAAGUUUCCUGUUAUUGUUUUUUCAGGUUUAUCUGAGUCUAGCACUUUAAAUUUCUCAGGAUCAGACUCAGCGGUUUAACCGUUUUAACUGCGGGACUGCAGAGCACAGCGUGUGUUUGAGAUGGCUGCCAGCCAAAUUUCCUCAAACAAACUGAUUGUCAACCAAAUCACAAUGUCUCACUGCUGCUUUACUCACAGCUUUCUAUAUUAACAUGCACUCAGAAAUGCUGUGACUAUUUAUCUAUAAUUCAGAUCCAAAAUGUACUUUUUGUAAGUAAUUCACUGAAUGUUUUCGCUGUCAGUUUGAAGAGGUGACAGCAGCUGAUGGGACGCUUUUUUAUGCACUUUGAUCCAAAAAAGGGAUUUGUCAGUUUAAUCUGUAUCAGGAAAAAAUAUUUUAAAAUGACACAAAAUAAAACUAUUUAAUACAGACGGUGUCUAGUGCAGAUCAUUUAUCACAAUAACAUAAAGUCUUGUUUUUUUUGCUAUGCUUUAAA